This is a messenger RNA of Hypomesus transpacificus, 1733 nucleotides long. RefSeq names its product transmembrane protein 251 (gene lyset). The coding region runs from base 15 to 449 and encodes 144 amino acids. NCBI's taxonomy places the organism in Eukaryota, Metazoa, Chordata, Actinopteri, Osmeriformes, Osmeridae. The record is from RefSeq and is a predicted model, not a curated record. The transcript has a single exon.
GCCGAGUAUGGAGAAUGAUGAACUUCCGCCAGCGGAUGGGGUGGAUUGGCGUAGGGCUGUACCUGCUGGCUAGUGUGGCAGCCGUCUACUAUGUAUUUGAAAUCAACCAGACCUAUAACCGCUUCACCCUCGAGCAUGUGGAGAGGGUAGCCCAGGAGAAGGAGCAGAAUCAGGCAGGGGACACUGCAUCCUCUCCCCUUCCCUCCUUGUUUACCUGGGCCCAGAGUCUCAAGACUCGACUCCUGCUCUUGCCAUUCUGGGUAUGGGCGACCAUAUUCCUCAUCCCCUACCUCCAAGUUUUCCUCUUCCUUUACUCAUGUACCCGUGCUGACCCCAAGACAGUGGGCUACUGCAUCCUGCCUAUAUGCCUAGCAGUCCUUUGCAACCGCCACCACACUUUUGCCAAGGCAUCAAAUCAGAUCAGCCGGCUGCAGCUGAUUGACACUUGAAGGGGCCAACCAAGGGACUGCUGACAUGGGAAACUGGGGAGAUGCUGUUAAUUAGGCACAUUACCUGGGCAACUUUCUUCUGACCCUCUGAGCCCUUAUGUUCCAAAACACUCCCUCGCAGUAUCACAAAACAGUGUUUUAUAGAACAGGCUUCACUGGGCAAUAUGAUUAAGGGGUUGGUUUGUUUUGUAGGCGUCUGGGAUCCCUAAAAUGAACAAUGGUAGGUGUGUCACUCCAAUGAGUUUUGUCCUUUCUUGCACAGAACAGAGACUGGACCAAAUGGUGCGGGGUACACUGGAUACAACCUGUGAAGCCAGUUUAUUAAUUUAAUGAAAAUGCCAUUUACUUUGGUUUUCUAAUAAAUAACUCAGUUCCCUGUCUUUUAAAAAAACAUUUGAGGAAAGCAUUGAAGAAGCCAUAUUGGCAAGUUAGUUGAGAAAGGACUGUAGGUACUUUAACAUUUCAAAUCCAUUGUGAAAUGUACAAUGACAAGUAUCACAGCACUGUGUAUUUUUUUGAAUGUAUUCAAAGGUGUUAGUUCAGUGAUGUGUGGCAUUUCUUGUUCUAUAAAACAUUUGUGUCAUUCUGUCUCUUGCAAUAUGGACACAUUUUGUAUUUAUGAAAUGGGUUGAAUUUAGUAAAAUGGGGGGGGGGGGGGGGGGGGGGGUGAAUAGCUUGUGCCUUUUUUAGGAAUUCCUGAAAAGAUUGGUAUGCUGAAAAUUCACAUUCUGAAGCUCAGCAACCAGUUAUCAAACAUUGUUCACAUUGUGUGCCAUUGAGCUGAUGAAACCGUGUGAUUAAUUUGUGAAUAUAUUUGCGUCCUUUUAUGUGGGAUUUAGAAGCACCGGUCUGUUGUGUAAUAAUGUAGGAAUAUUGAUAAGCAAUUACAGAGUCUUUCAGAAAUGUAUAGCUCCAAGGUAUAUUACUACUGCCAAUCAUAUUAUCUCAAAUACUGAGCAAAGAAACAGUAAAGGAAAGGGGAUGAAGCCUUCCCAUUUGGAAUGGAGACUAUUUUUGAACUGUUCCCCUUUCUAUGAAAAUGUGACAAAUUAAUAUGGCUGUCUGUGUCAUUUCACACAGCCCCGUGACAUGAUCUUGAGUCAAUUUCCUACAUUCAUUUGAAUUUAAAUAUUAGCAUUGGGUUAUUGUGUUUUCUUUGUUUUAUGUUGAUUCACGGGUAUACAUCUGUACUACUCCUUGGUUCUUAAGUAAUGAAUGUAAUUGAGAAUUAUGGAACAUUCAAUCUGGCAUAAGGAUCUUACUAAAAGGGAAUGGUGGACUAUU